Paramuricea clavata is the source of this 691-nucleotide messenger RNA. NCBI's taxonomy places the organism in Eukaryota, Metazoa, Cnidaria, Anthozoa, Malacalcyonacea, Plexauridae. The record is from the annotation of a GenBank genome assembly.
AUGGAAGUUAAUAAUGAGCAGCAGGUUUAUUUGGCCAUGCAAAAUGCACAAGCUAUUAUGCAACAAAGUUCGAAUUUUGACAAUGAUUACCUUAAUAGUGAGGUGACUAAAUUAACAACACUAACAGUUAACAAAAAUCCAAAUAAUGUUUCUUACUUUAAUCCCAAUUACCUUAGUUAUUAUGGUUCAAAACAAACACAACCCCAGCAGUCAAAAAUAAACACAAUUGCAUCUCGUGGUUAUAGCACUAGUCAAAUUAAUGAUAUAAACCCAUACCAGGCAUUAGGAAUAACUACGACGGAACCUUAUGAUUAUAAACAUGGCCACACUGGUGAUGUAGAACCACAUCAAACAUUAGGGGCAAAUAUAACUGCACCUUAUGGUUACAGCACUGGCCACACUGGUAAUGUAGAACCACAUCAAACAUUAGGGGCAAAUAUAACUGCACCUUAUGACCACACUGGUCAUGCAGCACCAUAUCAAACAUUAGGGGCAAAUAUGACUGUACCUUAUGGUUACACUGGUGAUGUAAAACCAUAUCAAACACCAAAAAUAAACAAAACUGCAUUUUAUUGUCAUGGCACUAACCCCACUAGUAAUAAAACACAAAAAACAGGCACAACUGCAUCUCGUAAUAAUAACAAUAACCCCACUAGUAAUAAAACACAAAAAACAGGCACAACUGCAUCUC